GGGGCGGGCCGGGGCGGGGCUCGGCUCCCGGGGCCGCCUCACGCCGGGGCGGGCGGAGCAGCGCGGCGGCGGCGGCGGCAGCAUGGCAGCGCCCGGCGGGCCGCGGGCCCGGGCAGAUACAGAGUGUAUUUUGGAGCCUCUGUCUCUGCCAGAAAGUCCAGCUGGUGUUGCUGCAGUAGAAAGUUCUCCCUAUGUGCCUUGUAUUUUCUGCAAAGAAUGCUAUCUCUUAGCAGAACAAAACCAGCUCCUGAAGCACAUGAUUAUUGAACACAAGCUUGUCAUAGCAGAUGUGAAACUGGUUGCAGAUUUUAGAAGAUACAUCUUGUACUGGAAGAAGAGGUUUGCAGAACAGCCCAUCACAGACUUUUGUAGUGUGAUAAGAACAAAUUCAGAAGCCCCGUUAGAAGAACAGGACAAUUAUUUUCUUCUAUGUGAUGUUUUACCAGAAGACAGAUUACUUAGAGAACAGCUUCAGCAAAAGAGACUGAGAGAAAUUCUAGAACAGCAACAGCAAGAGAGAUACGACAUGAGUUUUCAUAGUAUGUGUAUGUUCUGUGAUCAAGAAUUCACAGGAAACAGAUCUGUCCUUCUCAAUCAUAUGGCAAAAGAGCAUUCUUUUAACAUUGGGCUGCCAGACAACAUUGUGAAUUGCUAUGAGUUUUUGGCUGUAUUACAGAAGAAGCUCGACAAUUUGCAGUGCUUAUACUGUGAAAAAGUCUUCAGAGACAAAAACACACUUAAAGACCACAUGAGGAAGAAGCAGCAUCGCAGAAUCAAUGCCAAAAACAAAGAAUACGACAAAUUUUAUAUGAUUAAUUACUUGGAAUUUGGAAAGUCCUGGGAGGAAGUGCAGUCAGAGGAUGAUCGGGAAUUACUAGACAACCCAGAAGAAGACUGGUCUGACUGGGAAGAGCAUCCUGUGUGUGCAGUUUGCCUGUUCUGUGAAGAACAAGCAGACACCACAGAAAAAUUGCACCUUCACAUGCAGAAAUCACAUGGAUUUGACUUUCCUAAAAUAAAGUCAGAGCAUGGUCUGAACUUUUAUCAGCAAGUAAAGCUAGUGAACUUCAUCAGAAGAGAAAUCCACCAUUGCCGUUGUUACAACUGCCAGGAGAAAUUUCAGUCUAAAGGAGGAUUGAUAAGUCAUAUGGAAGGGACCAAACACAUUACAUCCCUGCCAUCCAGGUCUACAUGGGAUCAACCACAGUAUUAUUUUCCUACCUAUGAAAAUGACACACUCCUGUGUACACUGUCGGACAGUGAAGAUCUGGUAACUGAAGAUCAAAGUGAAGAUAUCCCUGUUGUCAGAAUCCGAGUUCUAUUUUAAGGGCAUCUUGUGAAAGGCACGAACAAUUGAGACAAUGUGUCUUGAUAUAUGAGCCAGUGAGUGAAUCUUCUAUGUAUUGUUGCUGUUAGCAUACAGAAGAGUCUGAAUUUAAUUCUUGGUCUGUUACAUAAAGUAAAUUUCACUAUUUUUAACCUUAGUCCUUUUUCAAAGUGAAAACAGGUCUGUAUAUCUCUUUUAUUUGUCAUCAGUAUGUAAGAUAUAUGGUGCCUGUUCUGAAAACUGGCUCAGAAACACCGGUAAAGCCCAUGGAUAUCUGGCUGCAUGGAAGGCUGCCAAUUCAAAGCCUAAAAAAGCAUAGGAACAAUUGCUAUCUCGGUUGCAUCAAAGAUCCAAGGAAUUUAAAGUCGGCUUCUUGUAUGGUCAUAAACUGAGAUGCAAAAGAAAUUACAUAGGGGAUUGCAGACACAUAAAUCCAAAUUAAAUCCUUGAAAUCUCAACUGUCUAUU
Molecule: messenger RNA, 1794 nt
Organism: Phalacrocorax carbo (great cormorant)
Lineage: Eukaryota; Metazoa; Chordata; Aves; Suliformes; Phalacrocoracidae
Source: RefSeq, a predicted model, not a curated record